CCAUCAUACGCAGUUGUGUCCCUUUUAAUGAUUUCAUAUGUAGGUGACCCGCUUACAAAAUACCCUUUCACAUACUGUAGUUGUACUUGGUAUAAAACAAUAAUGUAAUAAUAGUGUCUAAAAAGCAGCUUUUUUAACUAUAUUUGAUUCAAAUAAUGAGGAUAAAAGCCUUGAAUACUUAGAUAAAUAGAUCAAAGUAUAGUAUAUUUUAAUAAACGUGUAAUCUCCUCCUACCAAACCUUUUUUUUUUUCCAAGUGUUGUGCUCCCUUCAUUUGAAUAGAGGCAGUAGAGGCUCCACCCCAAGAGAGUUGAAAGGCUAGAAGACCACAAAGAUGGAAAAGGCCAGCCCACUGAGGGAGGGAGAAAAAAACUGCUCCGGUUCCUCUGCCAUAAUUUCCUAUCAGCCUAUUCAGACAACAUCACCAGCAGCUUGGUCUGUGCGUGUGUGUGUGUGUAUGGGGGCAAAGCAGAGAGCGAGAGAGAGGCAGCGUGUGAGAGGCAGAGAGAGAGAGCGACACAGAGAGAGAGAGAGAGAGAGAGCAGUGAAGGGGGAGGCUCCGUAUUCUUUCACCUACCCCCCGUCAAACCACAGGAAGGAGGGGCCGGACCCUAAGCUGCCAAUCAAGUCCGCUCAUGGCAGCCGGCAUUAUCUCAGCAACAAACUAUUGACAGAUUACAUGUCAAGGAGUUUAGUGCAUGAUUGAAGGAAGCCUUUUUUUUUUUAGUCUAGUUACUUUUCCGCUUUAUUUCCCCCUCCACCGACCAACAUUCGAAUGACUUUCUGACAGAGUUGAGUCAUAUUAUGAAAGUUACAUGUCUGAGAGGAUUUAACUUCGACUUCCCUGAAUAUGCUGAAAGGAGUUUAUGCACUGAAACGACCUCAGGAAAAUCCAAGAUGGCCGCCAAAAGGAAAGGUGGCCUAAAACUCAAUGCUAUCUGUGCCAAGCUGAGCCGCCAGGUGGUGUACGACACCAGCUCCCAGAAUGCAGAGGGAGACCAGAGUGUAGCAGAAAACAGCGAGCGUGGCAGUUCCCACUGCGAUGACAAUGAGACCAACUUCCCCGAGAGCCUGAACCUCAGUCAGAGUCUAGAGGAGGACCAGAAGAGACGCGAGGCCAUCGAGAAGUGGGUGAACGGCGAGUAUGGCGACGAGCCGCCGCCGCCUCCCGCCGACGAACACGAGCGUGAACUCAAAGUCGGCAAUGACGAAGACGGCCCCCCUGAGGGCGUGUACAUGGUACGCCCCACGGGCUGCAGCGAUGACGAGGACAACGCGGAGGAGGCCGAGCCGGUGGCGGGCUCUCAGGAUGGCAGUUACCAUGAUGGCAAAGAAGCUGAAGAUAGGCCUUCAAAAGACAACACCUACAUGCCGCCGCGAGAGGCCCAGAGUCGCCAAGCACCUUUCUCCUCUACAGGAGAAGCAUCUGCCCUGCGAGACUAUGCAGCCAACACCAUGAAUGAAUUUUUGGGAAUGUUCGGUUAUGAUGACCAGCAGGUAAGGGAUGAGCUGACCAAGAAGAUCAGCUUUGAGAAGCUCAAAGCCGCUACCUCAGACCCCUCAUCCCUCAGCAGUGAGGAGGCCUCACGGCGUGCCCGCUUCUCAAAGUACGAAGAGUACAUCCGUAAGCUAAAAGCCGGCGAGACCCUUCCUUGGCCCAUGCAUGCUUCCCCACCAAAACCAGACAACCUCAACCCAAAACUGGCCCAAGACAAGAGCGCUAGCAUGCUCCAGACCUCUGGGUGCCUCCCAGGGGCCGAGGCACAGAUCUAUCCCGCCAGCCUGGACCACAAACAGCCGGGAGGACCUCAGCUGGGCACUUCUCAGCCACCGAAUCCCUCUCACAUCCAGAACAUGGCGUCCCGAGCCUCCAAGUAUGACUUCUUUAUUCAGAAGCUGAAGAUGGGUGAGAGUCUACAGCAGCAGAACGGUAACGCUUACAAGCGACCCUCCAAGUACGACCUCGAGAACGUCAAGUUUCUGCACCUCUUCAAGCCUGGUGAGGGCAACCCUGACAUGGGCGGCUCCAUAGCCUUCAAGACUUGCAAAGUGGGCCGCCCUUCGAAGUAUGAAAUCAGAACAAUUCAGAAGCUGAUGCCGGGAAAUCCAGAGGCCUCAAUGAUGCCCAAUGUCCUCGCUACAGCACCAGGGAACCCAGGAGCUCCUGGUGUCCCAACCGUGGGCGCAGCUGGGGCCAGCAUCGCCCCAGGGCUCACAAUGGACCAGACAGGACAAAUAAGCUUCAAUGCCGCUGACUACCUGAAGUCCAGUUUUUCCAAGACUGACUCCAUCACCACGGGCACUGUGUCCUCUGUUAAGAAUGGCCUGCCACCAGAUAAACCCGCCAGCGAUGACAUCAACCUCUAUCAGAAAUAUAUUGCCAGAGACAAAAACAUCAGGGGAGGGGAGGUAUCUUGCUUUUCAAUGGACACAGAACAAUGUCCCCCAUUCCGGAUUGAUUUUGAGCCGACACUAGAAAGGUUCUCCGGAAGUCAGCACUGUGGACACGUGCACUGUGCCUACCAGUACAGAGAGCAUUACCACUGCAUGGACCCUGAGUGUAACUACCAGGUGAGCAGGUUUACCAGUAAGCAGGAUGUAAUCAGGCACUACAACAUGCACAAGAAGAGGGACAACUCUCUGCAGCAUGGCUUCAUGCGCUUCAGCCCUCUGGACGACUGCAGUGUCUACUACCAUGGCUGCCACCUCAAUGGAAAAAGCACCCAUUACCACUGCAUGCAGGUGGGCUGCAGCAAGGUGUACACCAGCACCUCUGACGUCAUGACCCAUGAAAACUUCCAUAAAAAGAAUGCCCAGCUGAUCAACGAUGGCUUCCAGAGAUUUCGUGCCACUGAGGACUGUGGCACAGUAGGCUGUCAAUUCUACGGGCAGAAGACCACACACUUCCACUGCAGGCGCCCAGGAUGCACAUUCACCUUCAAGAACAAGUGUGACAUCGAGAAGCACAAGAGCUACCACAUCAAGGACGAUGCCUAUGCCAAAGAUGGCUUCAAGAAGUUCUACAAGUAUGAGGAGUGCAAGUACGAGGGCUGCGUCUACAGCAAAGCCACCAACCACUUCCAUUGCAUCCGAUCGGGCUGCGGCUUCACCUUUACCUCCACUAGCCAGAUGACCUCUCACAAGCGCAAACACGAGCGCCGGCACAUCCGCUCCUCCGGUGUCGUGGGCCUCUCCUCCGCCUACCUGACGGCAAAGGAUGAGCCGGAGGAGUCGAGCAACGACGACCUGAUGGACUUCUCGACCAUCAGCAGCAAGAACUCCAGCCUGAGUGCCUCGCCCACCACCCAGCAGUCCACCUCUGUAUCGCACCUGUUGGCCACGCCCACCACCGCUGUCUCCUCCUCCUCUACAUUGAGCCAUGCCCUCAAACUCACAUCCUCGAUGACCAGUGCAGGCCAGCGUAUGUCCAGCCUGCUGUCCCAGGCCCUGCCCAGCAACAUGCCGGUGGCCCUCGCUCUUUCCAACAGUGCCAUGGGCGGCUCCCACCCAUUUUUCCCCCUCAUCCCGAGGAUGCCUCUCCAACCACCUCCGCCGGCCGCUAGCCUGAUAUCGGCUGUAUCUUCUGGGGCUCACUCCAUGCCCACCGACUCACUGACCCAAGGUUGCUCCACAGUGGGUGCAGACGGAGCCAUGGCCUCUACCCCAACAUCCUACGCCACCUCCUCCAUCAUGGAGAAGAUCUCGGCAAGCAAAGGGCUGAUAUCACCCAUGAUGGCCAGACUGGCAGCUGCUGCCCUGAGGCCCUCCAACAACCUCCACCUAGGGAACGGGCAGCCGGCUUCAGCAAGCCACUUCAAUCUGGUUCAAGUGAAGCAGGAGCCGAUGGACGUCAACUCCGGGGCCACCCAAGACUCCACGCAGGAGCACAGCCUGGACCUGAGCAAGAAAGACCACAGUAAUGAAUCAAACGGACACCCUGUACCAGGGAAUACAUCUCUUUUAUCCUCGCUUAUGAAUAAGAUGUCACAGGUGAACCCUGCCCUGUUCAACGCCAUGCACCUGAAGACAGAGCUGGAGGCCAGCCAGGGAGGCAACAGCUCGGAGGCAGCACAGUAUCUGAACAGAGUGCUGAAGAGGCCGCUGCCAGAAAAAUCCGCCGAGAUCUGGAGGACAUACCUCCGCAGGUUUGACACAGACGACUUCUGUGAGGCUCAGUGUGACUUCCUACAGAAAGUGCACUUUCACUGCAUGGUGGAGGAUUGCGGUGCACUCUUCAGCACUGUGGAUGGGGCCAUAAAACAUGCUAACUUCCACCUCCGCGCCACCUUGAACGUGAAGUCAGAGCCUCAGUUUGGUGAGGGCAAGGACUCCGGUGAGGGGGCCUCGCUGCAGCCCGCUGCCCCCGUCUCUAUGGCCAACAACCCCUCCAUGGAUGUGGCACACCUCACCUCCUCUGGUGGCUACAGCUCCCCGCCUCCCGCCCUGCUGGCCUGGAAACAGCUGACUGGCAGCAUCCCUCAGAUGCCGGCCUCGAUGCCCAACCUGCCGGCCAACUCCCUUCUGGCCACCACCUCUCUGGAGAAUUCUAAACCCCAAGUCAAACCUGGUUUCCUGCAGUUUCCAGAAAAUGAUCCCUGUUUGGCUACUGACUGCAAGUACAGCAACAAGUUCCACUUCCACUGCUUGUUUGGGAAUUGCAAGUAUGUGUGCAAGACAACUGGCAAGGCCGAGUCCCACUGUUUGGACCACAUCAACCCCAACAACAACCUGAUCAACGUCCGCGACCAGUUUUCCUACUUCUCUCUCCAGUGUCUCUGUCCCAACCAGCACUGCGAGUUCAGAAUGAGGGGCCACUAUCACUGUCUGCGGACCGGCUGCAGCUUUGUCACUAACAUCACCACCAAGCUGCCAUGGCACGUGAAGAAGCACGAAAAGGCAGAACGCCGCGCCGCCAAUGGCUUCAAAUAUUUCACCAAGAGGGAGGAGUGUGGGAGGCUGGGUUGUAAGUAUAACCAAGUCAACAGCCACUUCCACUGCAUCCGCGAGGCUUGCCAGUUCUCCUUCCUGCUCAAGCACCAGAUGACCUCACAUGCACGCAAACACAUGAGGCGGAUGCUCGGGAAGAACUUCGACCGAGUCCCAUCCCAGGUGAUGCCGCUGGGCCAGAGGCCAGAUGGAUCUGGCAUGAUGGGGACCCAUCCUGGUAUGAACUCCAACUUCUCGUCCGCCAUGAUGGACGAGACUGAUGAUUACAUGGACUACAUGGGAGGAGGGGGCAGCCCCUUGGGCCUCUCCUCCGAGUCCUCCAACCAGGACCGGAGCUGCUCCAGCACACCUGUAGGCGAUGGUUCUCCAGCAGGACAAGGCUGGUUCGCCACCACUUCUGCUCCUACCACCCCUGCUGACACUAGCGCAACCCAAAAUGCAUCUCCUUCUUCCCCGCCUCCUCCACCACCACCACCUCUUCCUCACUUCGCUCCUCAGCCUGGCCUCCAGUCCCAGGUCCCAUCCCUCUCUCCCGCUCUCCUCCGACCUCCUCUGUCCUCACUCCCAUACCUCCUCUCUCCAUCCUGUCUGUCAUACUCUCUGCUCAGCGCCUCUCUGGGAGCCACUCGGAGUGUUGUCAUGCCAACCAACACACCAGCUUUCAGCCCCAUCAUUGCCACUCCGUCUCCGGUUAGAAAUGACGUCCCUAUAGUGCAGGAUGCUGCAGGCAACACCAUCUCCAUUCCCACGGCCACCGGUGCAAAGAAGCGCUUUUGGAUCAUCGAGGACAUGUCACCAUUCGGCAAGCGCCGCAAGACCCCGUCGUCACGUAAGAUGCUGGAUGAGGGGAUGAUGCUGGAGGGCUUCAGGCGCUAUGACCUCUACGAGAACUGCAAGGACCCGGGCUGCCAGUUUUCUCUGAAAGUGACCCACUACCACUGUACACGGGAGAACUGUGGCUACAAGUUCUGCGGCCGCACCCACAUGUACAAGCAUGCGCAGCACCACGACCGCGUGGACAACCUGGUCCUGGAUGACUUCAAGCGCUUCAAAUCCUCACUCAGCUGCAGCUUCCCUGACUGCCAGUUUUCAGGCAACAGCACCCACUUCCACUGUCUGCGCUGCGGCUUCCGCUGCACCGACAGCACCAAGGUGACGGCCCACCGCAAGCACCACGGCAAGCAAGACGUGAUCACCGCCGCUGGCUUCUGCCAGUUCAGCUCCAGUGUCGAUUGUGAGGUUCCCGACUGCAAAUAUAAGCUCAAGUGCUCGCACUUCCACUGCACCUUCCCCGAGUGUAAGCACACGGUGGUGGGCAUGUCCCAGAUGGACUCCCACAAGAGAAAGCACGAGAAGCAGGAGCGUGGCGAGCUGCCGUCUGUGUCGCCCAAACAGGAAGGGGUGCACCACCUGGGAGGAAGCCUGUCUGCGGUCCCUCUGAUCUCCAUGGGUCUUUCUUCUUCUUCCCCCAGUGGCGUCCACUGUUUGUCCCGCAGCAUUAACAGCAGCGCUCCCUCCAUGAUCUAUCCAACAGGUAGCAUCGGGUCAGAGUAUAACCGCCUGUACCCACCGUCCUCCAUCAGCCUGGACGGCUCCCUCAACCUGGGCACCGACACCAGCAGCUCCCUGUUCUUCCUGAAGAACGCCGCCGGUCUGGGUCUCAGCGACUCACUGGACCUCAGCAAGAAAAUGCACGAAGUGGUGCGGUCCAGCCACAACAACCCGGAACCGCUGCUGGGUCUGCCGGCAGCUCAGGACGACACCACAGGAACGUCCGGAGAGGCCGAGGAUGACCUGUCGCCAGAGGAGGAGGCGCACGCAGAGGAGGAGGAGGAGGACGAGGAGGACGAGGAGGAGGAGGAUGAGGCAGAGCUCAACAGUGACUCGAAUGACGAUUCGAUGCCGGAGCCUGAUGGUGAAAAGGACAAUGGCGAGAGUUUUGAUGCUUCUGAUAACCACACUGAUACUUCCCAACUGGAAAAGAAAUGAAAGAAAAACUACCAGUGACUGUAGGGACUGAAGAAAUACUCUGUGUACUAUGAACAAACAAGAAUGAAAGCGGCCUCAUUUAUCAUGUAGAGAGACUUCAGACAACAACAGAAAACAACAACGUGGAGAAAAAUGACGGCCCAAAAUGAUUUAUUAUGAUGUUUACAAGAUGACCAACAUUAUUAAUUCAAUUAUGCAUUAAAAAAAGAAAAAUAUGAACGGAGACACAGAAUUAGGCCCUGGUUUACACACAGGGCAGCAAUGUAAAGCAUUUUACUACACAUCAGUCUUUUUGUGUGCGUGCAUGUUUGACUUUAAUUUAUUUUAAUUUUUUUCACUUUUUUGUGUGUGGAUAAAAAAAAAAA
This is a messenger RNA of Anarrhichthys ocellatus (wolf-eel), 7300 nucleotides long. It is a transcript of the gene casz1, whose product is annotated as castor zinc finger 1. Gene Ontology annotation, biological process: positive regulation of transcription by RNA polymerase II; regulation of neuron differentiation. The record is from RefSeq and is a predicted model, not a curated record. Gene Ontology annotation, molecular function: RNA polymerase II transcription regulatory region sequence-specific DNA binding; DNA-binding transcription factor activity, RNA polymerase II-specific. The transcript is spliced from 20 exons. Bases 804 to 6935 code for a protein of 2043 amino acids. Lineage: Eukaryota; Metazoa; Chordata; Actinopteri; Perciformes; Anarhichadidae. Gene Ontology annotation, cellular component: nucleus.